UAUUCAAUCACCGUCGUCUCUGUCUUCUAUAAUGAUCUCCAUUGUUACCGAACACCAUCAUCACCCUUCCCUCACUCACAACGCCGUCGCGACCAAACCCCCCCCAUCUUCAACAGUUUCGAUAAUGAAAUCAUCAACGCACCCGUUGGGAAACCAACCCAAUCAAAACAGAAAAUAAGGGAAUAGGAGAAUCAAUCGGGGUGGUGGCCCUUGAGUGGCGGUUGAGAGAGCGGAAGUGAAGGUCACGCGUUUAGGAGUUGCCGGCAACGUUUUCCGAUAGCGGGUGAGGACGCGUCAAGCGGUUAGGUUUUGCCGUUGUGAGGUGGAGCCGUCGUGAGGAUGGGUUUCUUCCGCUGGAGGCGUCGGUGACGGUUGACCUCGUUGGUGACGGUGAGGGCGCGUCGCGGAGGAGCGAGGGUGAUUCCCUUUCGCUCAUGAAGAGAAGACGGGAGAAGGAGAUUUUCGAGGUGGCCGGCGAUGGUCCUUGCGGCGAGUGGUGUCGUCGGCGAUACCUUAGGCCGAGCGGAGACCGUCGCGGCGGCUGGUUCGGUGGAGGCAGUGGCGGCGCGGAAGCAAACCCUUCCCUAGGUUUUCUUUUUUCGAAGGAGAGACUUUGGGUCUCUUUGGUUCUGAGUGCAAGAGACAAAAGGGCUUUGGCCCAUUUUUGCCUCUGACAAGAAAGGGAAUAUGGAGGCAAAUUCAGCUUCAUAUGAACAUGAGGAUCAAGAUGAAUAUGUUCUACUUGACUUGGAUAGUGUUUCUAACUUAAUUAACCUUCCAGCAAAUGCCAAGUAUGUUCUUACUGGCCUUGAUACGUUAAACCCAUUAUUGAUCAUUGAUGACAAAUUUAAGCUGAUUGGGCAAUACGAGGAGUCGAUUGGCACAUGUCUUGCUUUUACGGAACAAGAUGCCCCUGUGGAUAAUGAAGAGACAGGAUCAUCUGAAGUGAAUCUUUUCUCUAGAACAAGACUAAGUGAUUCAAGUCAAACUCCAACAAAGCAAGUGAAACCUUUUUGUCAACUUCACAAGAUUCUCAAGUUUAAACUAUCACCCGAUUCUGAAAUCCACAGCAUCAUCACAGAUGAGGAGGUCAAGUGAAUAUAAUGCUUACGAGAGAACAUGGGAAUGGGUGCCAUGUGUACCUUUUUGAAAAAUUACCUUGUUCCUUGGAUUUUCUUUUAGAUUUGUACAUAGAACAGAACCUUUUUCAAACAUUGUUCUUUUGUAGGUGUAUAUCCAUACUAUUAAAGUAGUAUUAAUCAUUUAAGGUGUCAUUCAUAAUCA
Molecule: messenger RNA, 1284 nt
Organism: Vigna radiata var. radiata (mung bean)
Lineage: Eukaryota; Viridiplantae; Streptophyta; Magnoliopsida; Fabales; Fabaceae
Exons: 5
Coding region: 688-1098 (136 amino acids)
Biological process (GO): transcription by RNA polymerase III
Cellular component (GO): transcription factor TFIIIC complex
Source: RefSeq, a predicted model, not a curated record